This is a messenger RNA of Lasiosphaeria miniovina, 2238 nucleotides long. RefSeq lists its product as uncharacterized. The record is from RefSeq and is a predicted model, not a curated record. NCBI's taxonomy places the organism in Eukaryota, Fungi, Ascomycota, Sordariomycetes, Sordariales, Lasiosphaeriaceae. Gene Ontology annotation, molecular function: flavin adenine dinucleotide binding; FMN binding; oxidoreductase activity. Bases 1 to 2238 code for a protein of 745 amino acids. The transcript has 4 exons. Gene Ontology annotation, cellular component: cytosol.
AUGGCGGCGACACCGAAUACGGGGCAGAUUGCCCAGCCCGUCUUCAUCGAGGGCAGACGCAUAACUGUUUUAUAUGGCUCCGAGACUGGGAACGGUGAGGACAUUGCAAUAGAGCUCAGCCAGAUGGCCGAGAGGCUACAUUUCCAAGUCGCAGUGGACGAUAUGGACAGCUUCAAGCUGAGUGAUCUUCUGCAAUCUUCGCUUGCCAUCUUUGUCACUUCGACAACUGGCCAGGGGGACAUGCCGAAGAACACAGCAAAGUUUUGGAGGAAUCUGAGGCGGGAAAAACUCAGCGGGACAAACUGCCUAGGUGCUUUGAAGUUUGCCAUAUUUGGGCUCGGCGAUAGUUCUUAUCCCAAGUUUAACUGGGCUGCGAGAAAGUUGCGAGUGCGACUCCUGCAGCUUGGAGCAUCCGAAUUUGUCAGGGCGGGUGAAGGAGACGAGCGACACGAGAACGGCAUCGACAGCGCCUACCUUCCCUGGCACCAAGAGCUAAAGUCAGCAUUGUUUGCCGGCUAUCCUCUUCCCGACGGCGUCGAGCCCAUCCCGGAUGACGCUCAACCACCUCCAAAAUACACCCUCGAGCUAGCACCAACCAUGGCCGACCCUGCAGACCACUCUGUCAGCGUCGAUACAGCCUCGCAAGCAUUAUUAACCGAAGACGAGCGCGUAUUCCUCGCCUCCAGAACAAAGAGCGCAGUCCUCACCCACACCGACCUUCCCAGAUCCACUGCCGAACAGCUGGCCAAGGAUCGAGACCGGCUGCUAACGUCCUUUCCGGCCGUCAUAGCCCGUGAAGACGACUUGUGGGAGCAACAGACUAGCCGUCGGGCAGACUGUCUAGAUAAGGACAACAUCAUCACGGACUAUCCAGAAAAGUACCGCCUACUCUCACCAAAGCCCGUCUUCCAGCAAAGCCCUUACGAGGAUUUGCUCUCGAUUCCCAAUUCUUCGAUAGGCACGCUAGUAGCAAACCGCAGGGUCACGCCUGUAGGGCACUGGCAGGAUGUCCGACUUCUUACAUUUGACGUUCAAUGCGAUAAGGAACUGUUCGCGGAAUGCAGUGCCGGCUGUACUCUCAUAGUCUACCCCAAAAAUUUUCCAAAAGACGUCCAGGAGUUGAUUACCAUGAUGGGCUGGGAGCAGGUUGCGGAUCAUAUUAUUGACCUGAACACUAAUCAGCGGAAAUCGUCUUAUCCGAAACACCUCUACUUCGAUGGCGCCUGCGCAACGCUCCGAAAGCUGUUGCUGAACAACUUGGACAUUACGUCGAUCCCGAAGCGAGCCUUCAUCAAGUAUUUAGUCCAUUUGACUCGCGAACCCAACGAGAUUGAGCGACUGAAAGAGCUCACAGCGCUUGGCAACGAGCAAGAAUUCUACGACUAUACUUCGCGUCCGCGUCGCACCAUCAUUGAGCUCCUCUGCGAUUUCCCAGGCGUGAAGAUACCAUAUGACAGAGUCCUUGACCUUUUCCCCGUCAUCCGGGGCCGAGAAUUCAGCAUAUGCAACGGCGGCAAAAGCCUCUACGACGCGGGUGAUUACCAAACCCGCAUUCAGCUUCUGGUGGCUUUGGUGGAAUACAAGACCAUUAUUCGCAAGCCGCGCCAAGGUCUCUGCUCGCGAUACAUUAAACACCUGGCCACUGGCUCCCAUCUAUCUCUUAGCCUCAAGCAACCAUCGGGCAAUCUCUUGGGAACCGACCAGCAGAGGUGCAAGCGCCCACUCAUUGCUAUCGCCACAGGUACCGGUAUUGCGCCUAUCCGGGCGCUCGUUCAUGACCGAAUGCUCUACGGCAAUCCUGGCCCCACCGUUCUCUUCUUUGGAUGCAGAAACGAGGCCGCCGAUUACUACUUCUGGCAGGAGUGGAAACAGAUUCCCAACAUGGAGGUAUAUCCUGCAUUUUCGCGGGACAAGAAUAUGAUUUUCGAGAAAGAAGUCGGCCCCCCGGUGUGGCCCGUCCCAGAUGCCAUGGACGCAGUGCUUGGUCUGGGCCCCGACUUGGAUGCGGGCAAGAACUACGUACAGCAUCACAUCAGAAGGAAUGCCAAGCGCGUCGGCGAGCUGAUGCGCCAGAAACCCAUUGUCUGCAUCUGCGGCAACUCUGGUCGCAUGCCCGCAUCGGUGCGAAAGGCGCUCCUCGAUGCCUUGGUUAUUAGCGGCGUAGUUCGGGACGAGGCCGAGGCCAAUAAGUGGUUCGACGACAGGGAAAACCUCACAUUCUGGCAAGAGACUUGGUGA